This is a messenger RNA of Cuscuta epithymum, 2119 nucleotides long. The record is from the annotation of a GenBank genome assembly. Lineage: Eukaryota; Viridiplantae; Streptophyta; Magnoliopsida; Solanales; Convolvulaceae.
CAGAGCACCGACAGUUUUUGGGAAGAAGACGUUUGCCCAUCUCGGCUCCACCACCCUUCAGCAAUAUAUAUAUACUGAGCUGGUAACAACCUCCAUGGAGUGAAGAUAGUGAUAGAUGAGAGCUUCCUGGCUGCUGACCUUCUUCAGUGCGGCCCCGGAUUCGAGCUCCUGGUUUUUUCGGAGAUCCGAGCCCCUGGCUUUUUCUACUUUUUUUUCCUGCUUUGUGCGUUCUCAAGCUUCCCAAAUCCCAAUUUUUUUAAGAGACCCAAAUCCCAAAUUCAUGUAUCCAGUAUCCGAUUGACCUUCCAAUACAUAUAUACUUCGUAUAUAGAAGUAAUAUGCAAAUAUCCAUGGAAUAGAAAUAGGUGUUCACGGGGAUUGCAAAGGUGUAAGCACGGUCUUUGUAUAUUCACAUUUAACAUGAAGGUUAUAGUUGUACUUUAACAAACUAAUACAUCAAAAAUCACUUUUUUCAUCAAACACUUCAACUUUAACUUUUUAACAAUAAUCACUUUUAUUCACAAACAUUACCUACUUUUACUAUAAAUCACUUUUCUAAUAAUCUCUUAAAAAAAUUUGAAAAGUACAGCCAAUCACGAUUCUGCUUUCCCGUCCGGGUAAUUAAUGACACCCAUUUUUCGCGGGCCGGUCCGAGCUCAUAUUUGCACCCGUCUAAUACGUUUAUUCGAUUUUGCAGUUUUGCAGAAGCUAGAAAUUUGCAAUCUCAUUCGUCCAGACCCCUUCUCUGUGUACUGCAGUUGCCGCUGGCUUUUCUCACCCACAUCACAGCCUCACAGGUCUCCAGCUUUCUAUCCGAGAAUUCACCGUGCUUCCACAUCCAAUCCAGGCCUUGAUCUUCAUUCUACGCUGCUGCACCCCUUCCCCGAUAACAUUCUCAAACGAAUGCUAGUCCUCACUGAAUGCUGGUAGUCAACAGCAACACCCUUUGUCUCUGGCUGCACAUGAGAAGUUAAUACCCAUUUGAUGGAUAUGGAUACUAACGAUCAGCAGCCAAAGCAAGAGCGUCUGAGAACAAGAUGGACACCGUCUCUUGACAAGAUCUUUGCAGAACUAGUUGUUGAGCAGAUUCGUCUAGGAAACAGACCAAACAAUGUCUUUGAUAAGAAAACCUGGAACUACAUCCGCAGUGAGUUUAACAGACAAACAAACCUCGAUUUCAACAACAAUCAGUUGAGGAAACACCUUGAUGUACUCAGGACUCGUUACUACUCUUUCAAGUCAUCUGCUUCUGGUCAACAUGAUUCAUUGGCAGAUUGUUUUGAUGGUUUUGAUCUUUGGGAAGACAUAGGGGGUCAACCGAAACAAGAAACGGGUAAGAUCAAGGAAUGUCCAAUCUAUGAGGAACUGUGUUUGAUUUUUGAAGAGCCUGAUGCCGAUGGGAAGUAUGCGCAGUCAAGUCACUAUGGAGAAUUGGAAAAAUCAGCAGCAGCAGUAGUAGAUCAUUCGUCUUUAGCAGAAAACCAAACCACAUCACCUGUGACCCCAUUCCCUUUGACAUACUUCCCUGGUUCACCGCCAAAGUCCAUGGCUAAGACUGGAACAGAAAAGAAGAGAAAGCGCCCCCGUGAGGCAGUUCCAGAUUCAGGUGACAGUAGUCGGGACAGUGAGAUGAUUGACGUUAUCUCGCAAACGUUGCAAGAGAUGAUAGCUUCAUCAAAGGUGGGGUCAAUUGGUGCCCCUCCCCAAUCUGACAAAAGAUUCAGUAUAAGUAAGUGCAUUAAAGCGUUGGAUGAUAUGGAAGGCAUACAUGACACACAUUACUAUUCAGCUCUUGAGUUGUUUGAGGAUCCAAAUCUGAGAGAGGCGUUUCUCUCUCUCAAUGGCAGCAUACGUCUGACAUGGUUGCAGGGGAAAUUGACUGAUUUUGCCUUUGGUUGACUGUUGAGCUGCAGUUCUACCAGACUGGUAAAAACCCUGAUUGUAGUGGCAAGUAGGAUUUUAGAAGGAAAAAAACACUUUUUGGUCCUAUGAUUUGUAGGUCAUUCUAUUUUUUAUCCAGAACUUAUUUCUUUCCACUGUUGAUGCAUAACUAUGAUAUUUUGCUCCAUUUGGUUCUCUUUGUCCGUUAUUCUAAAGAAAAUCACCAGAGAUGUACAAA